This is a messenger RNA of Neodiprion virginianus, 1763 nucleotides long. RefSeq lists its product as uncharacterized. The record is from RefSeq and is a predicted model, not a curated record. Lineage: Eukaryota; Metazoa; Arthropoda; Insecta; Hymenoptera; Diprionidae. The coding region runs from base 239 to 1759 and encodes 506 amino acids. The transcript is spliced from 9 exons.
CAACCAGUUAAGAUGCCAGUCUUUCCUCCUCUUCGAAACCGAGUAGUUCUAUAAUAUCCCAAUCUGUAGAUCACGCGAAACUCGACACUCUGCCAAAGUUGAAAAAAUUCGAGGUACGCAGAAUCAAACUUCUGCAGCAACUUCCAGCUGUAAAAAUAUCAGAGACUGUGCAACAUGUUUCGGGUUUGAUAUUUACGUCAGAAUUAACUAGGAUAAAGAUUCUGCCUCCAGGCAAACGAUGGGCUUCAAACAAGUUAUCGUUAUUGCGACUCUCGCCGUCUCGGCUGUUCAAGUUUCGAGCAAGGACGUGAAGACGCUCUACACAAAUGGCUACUACUACAGCCAAUUUUUCCCACUCGAAUCGAACAUGGCCGCGGAAAAAACCCUGCGAUUUUCUGUCCGCGCGCCGAGAGAUGCUCACAUUUUAUUAGCCCCAUCGCACCAGGCGGACGGACCGGUCUAUGAAAUAGUCCUUGGAGCCCACGACAACACGGUUAACUACAUCAGAGGGCGAUGUCCUUGCCAGGAGGAGCCGAGCGCGUCGAUCAGGACGGUGAACCUGCUGAAUCGUCAGCAGUUCCGAAAUUUUUGGAUAAGAAUAAAGUCAGAUUCCCGAAGGACCUUUAUCCAGGUCGGCAUCGGAGGAAAAGACACCCCUUUCCACGAGUGGCGAGACCCGAGGCCCCUCAACCUUCAAUACCUCAGCUUCCGGUCUGGGACUCCAGCCGAAUGGAAAUACGGAUAUAGCGACGAGGCGAACACUGUUGGCGUUUCAGCAGACAGACAUCAGUCAGUGGUAACUUCGACCGGAUACGGUCAGUAUUAUCCGCUUUCCGAGGUCGUUAGCCAUUCGGACGACGCUGUGACGCUUUACUUCACCGUCAGGACAUCGAAAGAGUUUCAAAUUCUUCUCAGCCCUGCGGUAAGCUCCUUGGGAGAUUGCUACGAAUUUGGUAUCAGCCAGAGAGGAGCUUACCUUCGCCGACGUCAUCUCGGAGAAAACAAAGCUGCCUUUAAGCAAGACGGCUUCUCGAAUGAUCGAGAACGCGCUCGAUACUGGAUCAGACUCACCAGAGAUGGAUCAGUGACGAUGGGAAAAGGAGGUUCCGCAUCCCCGGUCAUCCAGUGGCGUGAUCCAAGUCCCUUGUCUCCGCAGUUCCUUAGUUUUACUCUGCAUCGUGAGAGAGGCGAAGAUCCGGACGCGAGCAGUUUUGCAGAUGUCCAAUUCGCUCUGGGGCCGGAUUAUUCGUUGGCCACACAGGACUGCAGGGCCCGAUGGAAGGACGCCUCUGGCGGACUUCCUCCAGGUGCCGUUCGGGGCGGAAGGAACAACGAUGACGAAAUUUUCGUCUGUCGCGCAAGCCAUGACGGUGAAGUUGCACCCGGAAGUUACGUGCCGAUAAAAGGACGGAUUGGAGAAUGCCACGUGACUUCGUCUCUGUUUGUCUAUCAAAAAACGGAAUUUCAGGUAUUAACGGGUUGUCGUUUCGGCUGGCUCCCAGCAUCUCUUGGCGCAGUUCCUGACGGGGCAAUAUCGGGCGGUGAAUCAUCCGGAAAUGUGAAGCUCUUCGUAUCCAGAGUUUCCCACGAGGAUCAAGUUAUCGUCGGCAAGCUACAACCAAACCGUCGUCUCAGUUUCAUCCCCUUUGGUGAUCAGGAACUUCCGUUCACCAAUUACGAAGUGCUGGUGAAGCCCGCCUCUGCAAACGGCGCGUCUUCUGCCGGAGGAUCGAACGAUUCACCUUUGAUUGGAAAGUGAUCGG